Molecule: messenger RNA, 1738 nt
Organism: Hibiscus syriacus
Lineage: Eukaryota; Viridiplantae; Streptophyta; Magnoliopsida; Malvales; Malvaceae
Product: probable protein phosphatase 2C 12
Exons: 10
Coding region: 189-1472 (427 amino acids)
Biological process (GO): protein dephosphorylation
Molecular function (GO): protein serine/threonine phosphatase activity
Source: RefSeq, a predicted model, not a curated record
UUGUAGUGAAUAAUCCAAUUCCUCGCGUUGUCUUCUCAUUCUCUUCGCUUGUAGUCUCCUCCAUCCUCUGCUUAUCGACUGAUUUCUCUCAAUGCUCUUUUGAUCUUUUAGUGUAAUCCACGGAGGGUUAGGAGCAUUGUCAGUGAGGUGGAGUUUUAGCUAUUGACGUGGUUUGGAAAUUUGGAACAAUGUCCAGAAGAGGCGAGCAUCAAACGGUUCCGCUGUCGGUUCUACUGAAACGAGAAUUAGCAAGCCAAAAGAUCGAAAACCCGGAGAUUGUACACGGACAAGCCAGCCAUAGCAAGAAAGGUGAAGAUUUUACGUUAAUUAAAACAGAAUGCCAAAGAGCGAUGGGAGACGGUUUCACCACAUUCUCAGUUUAUGGGCUCUUUGAUGGACACAAUGGAUCUGCUGCUGCUAUCUACACUAAAGAGAAUCUUCUUAAUAAUGUUCUAAGUGCCAUGCCGGCAGAUCUUAGUAGAGAUGAAUGGAUUGCUGCCCUUCCAAGAGCUUUGGUUGCAGGCUUUGUUAAAACAGAUAAAGAUUUUCAACAGAGAGCAAAAACGUCAGGGACAACCGUAACCUUUGUGAUAAUAGAAGGAUGGGUUAUAACAGUUGCAUCUGUUGGUGAUUCCCGUUGUAUAUUUGAAUCAGCUGAAGGUGGAAUAUACUACUUGUCAGCUGAUCAUAGGCUUGAAUGCAAUGAAGAGGAGAGGGAACGGAUCACUGCAUGUGGGGGUGAGAUUGGUCGGUUAAAUGCCGGUGGUGGUGCAGAGAUUGGUCCCUUGAGAUGUUGGCCUGGAGGAUUGUGCCUUUCACGAUCCAUUGGUGAUAUGGAUGUUGGGGAGUUCAUUGUUCCUGUUCCAUACGUAAAGCAAGUAAAGUUAUCUACAGCUGGUGGUAGGAUGAUUAUCUCUAGUGAUGGUGUUUGGGAUGUAUUAUCAGCUGAAGAAGCUCUUGAUUGUUGUCGUGGAAUGCCACCUGAUGCAGCUGCUGCACAGAUUGUGAAAGAAGCUGUACAGUCAAAGGGUCUUCGAGAUGAUACAACCUGCAUUGUUGUUGAUAUCUUACCACCAGAGAAGCCAGCUGCUCCUUCACUGCCACCGAAGAAGCCAAGCAAAUGUAUGUUUAAGGUCAUGUUCCGCAAGAAGAAUUCUGAAUCAUCGUCUCGUGACAAAGAAGAAUACAUUGAGCCGGAGGUGGUGGAGGAAUUAUUUGAGGAGGGAUCUGCUAUGCUUUCAGAAAGGUUGGAUACAAAAUAUCCAUUGUGCAACGUGUUUAAGCUGUUCAUGUGUGCAAUCUGUCAAUUAGGGAUGAAACCUGGAGAGGGCAUUUCAAUUCAUGCAGGCAUUUCUAAUUCAGUAUUGCGUCCAUGGGACGGUCCUUUCCUUUGCUCUAGUUGCCAGGAGAAGAGAGAAGCCAUGGAAGGGAAAAGGCCAUCAGCAAAUAGACAUGGUAGUGACAGUGACUAGCUAGACAUUUCCAGAUACAGUUGGGUUUUGUGGGCAUUAACAAUUGUUCUGGCGGCAGUGAUCUUAAAUGGGGGAAAUGGUGCAUUCUCAAUAUAAUAAUUUCUUUAAGUUUCUUAUUUGGGGGCAUCAAACACCCUUUUGAAUCUCUACUCCCAAGUCAGAAGAUAGAGUUGAAACGUGUGUCUAGAUUUCAGUUUUCAGAUUUGGUAGCGAGGAGACUUGUGUUUUACCUCAAGUUAAAGUGGAAAGAAGAAAGUAAAAAAAAA